This is a messenger RNA of Penicillium bovifimosum, 1104 nucleotides long. It is a transcript of the gene sakA, whose product is annotated as mitogen-activated protein kinase HOG1. Gene Ontology annotation, biological process: osmosensory signaling pathway; protein phosphorylation; stress-activated MAPK cascade. The record is from RefSeq and is a predicted model, not a curated record. Gene Ontology annotation, cellular component: cytoplasm; nucleus. Lineage: Eukaryota; Fungi; Ascomycota; Eurotiomycetes; Eurotiales; Aspergillaceae. Gene Ontology annotation, molecular function: MAP kinase activity; ATP binding. The transcript has 9 exons. The coding region runs from base 1 to 1104 and encodes 367 amino acids.
AUGGCGGAAUUCGUGCGUGCCCAGAUUUUUGGCACGACCUUUGAGAUCACCAGCCGGUACACGGAAUUGCAGCCGGUGGGAAUGGGCGCCUUCGGCCUGGUUUGCUCUGCAAAGGAUCAAUUGACUGCUCAGCCAGUCGCCGUCAAAAAGAUCAUGAAGCCCUUCAGCACCCCCGUUCUGUCCAAGCGAACUUAUCGGGAGUUGAAGCUGCUCAAACAUCUACGUCACGAGAACAUUAUCAGCUUGAGUGAUAUCUUCAUUUCGCCUCUGGAAGACAUUUACUUCGUCACCGAACUUCUGGGCACCGAUCUUCACAGACUUCUUACUUCGCGACCUCUUGAAAAGCAAUUCAUUCAGUAUUUCUUAUACCAAAUCUUGCGUGGCCUGAAAUAUGUCCACUCCGCCGGCGUUGUCCACCGUGAUUUGAAACCAAGCAACAUUCUGAUUAAUGAGAACUGUGACCUGAAAAUCUGCGACUUCGGCCUUGCCCGCAUCCAGGACCCUCAGAUGACCGGCUACGUCUCAACAAGAUACUACCGUGCUCCCGAGAUCAUGCUCACCUGGCAAAAGUAUGACGUUGAAGUGGAUAUCUGGAGUGCGGGCUGUAUCUUCGCCGAGAUGUUGGAAGGAAAGCCGCUGUUCCCCGGAAAGGACCAUGUCAACCAGUUCUCUAUCAUCACCGAGCUGCUGGGUACUCCUCCGGAUGAUGUUAUCCAGACAAUCUGCAGUGAGAACACCCUCCGAUUCGUCAAAUCUCUUCCCAAGCGCGAGCGCCAGCCACUUGCAAAUAAGUUCAAGAACGCCGAUGCCGAUGCGGUUGACCUGCUCGAGCGGAUGUUGGUAUUCAACCCCAAGCAGCGUAUCCAAGCUUCCGACGCAUUAGCGCAUGAGUACCUUGCACCAUACCACGACCCGACCGACGAGCCUGUCGCACAAGAGAAGUUCGAUUGGUCGUUCAAUGAUGCCGAUUUGCCCGUGGAUACUUGGAAGAUCAUGAUGUACUCUGAGAUCCUUGACUUCCACAACAUUGAGCAAGGCAAUGAAGCUGGCGAAGCUUUGACACAGGGUGCUGUGCAAGGCAAUCCUGAACAGGCAUUCGCAUAA